AUUGAAAGACAUACUUGCUGCAAUAGUUUCCUCAUAGAUAAGUUGAACAAGAAAAAAAAGAGAGGGGGUUGAAGAGAUGGGUAUCCAAGAAACCGAUCCAUUAGUCCAAUUGAGUCUACCACCGGGUUUCCGGUUUUACCCGACCGAUGAAGAGCUUAUGGUUCAAUAUCUAUGCAGAAAAGCAGCCGGUUGUGAUUUCUCUCUGCAGCUUAUUGCUGAAAUCGAUCUCUACAAGUUCGAUCCUUGGGUCUUACCAAAUAAGGCACUAUUCGGAGAAAAAGAAUGGUAUUUUUUUAGUCCGAGGGAUAGAAAAUACCCAAACGGGUCAAGACCGAACCGGGUAGCUGGAUCGGGUUAUUGGAAAGCUACGGGUACGGAUAAAAUCAUCUCGACCGAAGGAAAGAGGGUAGGUAUCAAGAAAGCUUUGGUGUUUUACAUCGGAAAAGCACCGAAAGGCACUAAAACCAAUUGGAUCAUGCACGAGUAUCGCCUCCUUGAACCCUCUCGUAGAAACGGAAGCUCUAAGUUAGAUGAUUGGGUUCUAUGUCGAAUAUACAAGAAGCAAUCUAGCGCACAGAAACAAGCUUACGAAAAUGUAGUCACGAGUACUAGAGAGCUUAGCCAUAAUGGUACUUCUUCACCAACGUCGUCUUCUUCUCACUUUGAAGACGUUCUUGAUUCAUUACAUCCUGAGACACACAACAGAAGUUUCGAGUAUGCUAAUCCAAACGGGUUCUCUUCACUUAGACGGGACCUAACCGGAGAGAAAACCGGGUUCAAUGGUUUAGCAGAUGCGUCGAGCGUCGAUUGGGGUAGUUUAGUAGGUAAUGUGGUGCAUAACUCGGGUACAGAACUCGGAAUGAGUCAUGUUGUUCCUAGUCUCGAGUUUAACUCUGGCUACCUGAAGAUGGAGGAAGAGUUUAACAACCCGGACGACUUUGGCUUUGCUCAAAAUGGUUAUGGUAUUGACUCGGUCGGGUUUGGGUAUCAAGGGCCAGUUGGUGGGUUUGGUUAUAUAUGAUGAUGCAAGGCUGACGCACUAAAAAGAGAGAAUUUGAGUUUUAAAUUUUGUUUUUUCUUCUGUCAAAUGUUAUGUAUUUGGAUUCCAAUUCUUUUUGGGUUUUAGAGGCAGGCUUGAAGAUUUCUGUAGAUGUACAUUUGUACUAAGUAUAUAUAUUUAAUGAAUUUGCAUAUUGAUAUGGUCGGUGCUACUUAGAAUCAGUAACGGUCCUGAGGAGAAUACAAAUA
Messenger RNA from Eruca vesicaria subsp. sativa (arugula), 1248 nucleotides. Lineage: Eukaryota; Viridiplantae; Streptophyta; Magnoliopsida; Brassicales; Brassicaceae. The record is from the annotation of a GenBank genome assembly.